GUUAUUUUUUUCGGUGGGAAUGCAAUGAAUAAAAAUGAAUUUUAAUGGGAAAAAUGUCUAUAAAAAUUUAUGCCAGAGAGAGUAUGGGCGAAAAAAUGUUCAAAAUACCACUAUAAGAAAAUAUAAAUUAUUUGAUAUACUCUUUCGAAAUCAGUACAUUGACAACCUAUUUAGUCACGUGUUCCUUGGUUUUACUCAAGAUGGCGCCCAUCUGAUAUCCUACGCCUCGACUUCUGACUGCCACCAGGCCAUCCUCGAUUACGGGCACGAUUCCAUCAUCCAUUCGGCUUCGGCAGCCGUUUCCGCUUUCCACGGGCAGCAUUUCCAACUUUAUUUGUGGUCGUUCGAGCCCCAUCGCGGAUUAAGACUAUUCAACCGAAUAAUUCUCUUCAAUCGGGAAUACGUGAACGAGAACUCGUUCAUUCUGGUCACCCAACCCAAACAUUUUGGCGCGUCAAUCAUGUUGGAAAAAUCGGCUCGCUCUUUGGCGGCGGAAUGGAGGGUGAAAGAUUCGCGAGAUCUCGAAAACAAAAAUAUCGAAAUCGAGCCGACGAAUAUGAAUUCGCUUUUGAUAUACGCUUGCAACCUAGAUAAAAUCGGACACGAAACGCCGAAUCAGCGAUGUUAUAAAUGCUACCUAACGCUCAUCUACUACGAAACGCAAGUCAUCAGAGACGCUAUCGAUUAUUACGGCCCGACCCGGCCGCGAACUUGCGACUUUCGUCUCGACUUGAAGCACGAACUGGCCAACUCUCACGGGCCUUUCUUCGAACCCCGUCAGGCUUGUCUCCCAUCUGGCUUUAUACUUUUACGCUUGGCCGAUGCUCUGAUAGCUUUUCGCCCGAGGCUCACUGAUACGGUCGGCGCAAGAAUCUCAAAGGAGAAUGUAUCUCACCCAACCAAAUCCACGCGCGGUCCUAGCGUAGAGUCCCGCUCAACGUAUUACUCGUUCCGCACUUUGACAUCUAAUCGUGACUCUUAUGAUUCUCACGAUGAAACGGAAGCUCGAAACACCGAAAAUUCGCGAAACCCAACGGGGAAUGAUACGAAUGGUAGACAAGAUGAGAUUGAAUCCGAUUUGUUGAGUAGAUAUUUAGAUUUCGGGGUCGCGACUUUCGACGGGACGCCGCUCGAGUUAAUCAAAGAUAAUCAGGACCCUUCACAUGAUCCAUCCAUUCAAAAAGAUCAAUCUGUAGGAGAAACUUUGAACGAAAGAUAUGAUAACUCAUCAUUAUACCUCAAGGUGGAGCAAAGGCUUCUGGACAUCGAAGCCUUCCUCUCCAAUUUCAUAGACGAAACAUUUUUCGCAUCUUCUUCCCUUCACCCUCAAUCUUCCCAUUCCAAGGUAUCCUACAAAAAACUCAAAAACUCUCCCCCAUCCUAUCACAUUAUCCAUUUGGAGGGUGCCAACGACACGAGCUCGAACGAUGGGAAUAGUAGCGAUAAAAAUAUGGCGAAUAAUAACGGUAAUAAAAAAAAGGGCGGCAGUUUCGUGUCGGUCAAUCGCUACCUCUACAAGAGCGUGGUGGUGUACGACUACGAUACGCUCGUCCUCGAGGACGGAGUGGUGGAAAAAUUUGAUACCGACACGACCAUACUUGAUCUGGACUUAGAGUUUCUUCUCAAGGUCAGUUACACCGAAUAUUCCCCGUACGAUUACGAAAACAGCAGUUUCUCCGACAAUGCUAAUCGUUCUACUGAAAAUAACUCCCCAAAUUCCGGCGCGAAUUCGCAAAAUCCGGCCGCCAAUUGGAAUGUCGUGAACACCUCCUACUUUUCGACCAACCUAAGAUUAUCCUGGGAUUUUGGGAGCGAUGGCGUAGCGGUAAAUAAAGGGGAACCAGUGGACAUAGAUGGAAGGAAGCGAUUAUAUCUUAAACCUGUCCUUAAUCAUAAGUUCUGGGGUCCUUCUCAUGGUCGUAGCAACGAAAAUAGUAGUAAAACUGCGGCCACCAAACAUUUCGUCAACGACAAUUUUCAUACUCUCUCAAAUAUCAGUUUGCUCAAAGGAAAGUCAAUCAACUCAAUCCGACACCCAUCAAAUGUAUACUCUAUAACUCUGUGAUAAAAACUUAUAUUUUUAUAUCCAUGACAAUUUAUAUAUUUUUUAUUUAUAUAUACAGUAUUUUGCAUGCAUUUAUUUUUUUUUGCGCUUGUGCCGUAAUAUAA
Molecule: messenger RNA, 2169 nt
Organism: Gordionus sp. m RMFG-2023
Lineage: Eukaryota; Metazoa; Nematomorpha; Gordioida; Chordodea; Parachordodidae
Exons: 12
Coding region: 35-2065 (676 amino acids)
Source: RefSeq, a predicted model, not a curated record